CGCGUGUAAGGCUCCAUAGCGUCGCCACUACUAGCGAGCUACGUCACCACGCUAACUGUCUGAAGUUCCCCGGUUAAAAUCCGAACAAGUAGAAGUCAGAGGGAUUAAUCCCGCUCGCGCGCAGAGAGCAGCCUGUUUCCUCUGGAUAUAGCAGAAUCACCACUUUUCAUACCCCACUUCCCAUUUUUGCCUUUUUCUGGUCUCUCUUGUAAAACUGUAAAUGUGGUGCUGCAAGUUAUAAGACGGAGUCAAUGCUUUGUAACAAAGCAGAGCCAGCUGACAAGAAACAAACAGAAAUACUAUGAGUACUGCCAAGCCCAGUGGGCUCAAAGCCCCCAGCAAGAUCAGCAGACCGACUGGGACUGGGAACGGGACCGGGGCCACCAAGACAUCGCCAUCAGUUGCUUCUAAAGCAGUUCCCGGUGACAAAGCUUCAUCUGAAAGCCCAGACACAUCUGAAGAGUUUAAAGUCGGUGAUCGUGUGUGGGUGAAUGGGAACAAGCCAGGCUACAUUCAGUUCCUGGGAGAGACCCAGUUUGCCCCGGGACAAUGGGCCGGCAUUGUGUUGGAUGAGCCCAUAGGAAAAAACGAUGGCUCAGUUGCAGGAGUGCGCUACUUUCAAUCUGAGCCUUUGAGGGGCAUUUUUACACGACCUUCCAAACUUUCUAGAACUGAGGGUGAAGCUAAUGGCACGACAACAGCACCUGCGUCUCCAACACCUCCCACGACUGCAGCACCGGUAGCACCUGCGGCCUCUCCGGCAUCUGCUCCAGCAACAGCUCCGGCAUCUGCUCCGGCAUCUGCUCCAGCAACAGCUCCAGCAACAGCUCCAGCAACAGCUCCAGCAGCUAGUGCAACAACCAAAAAAGCUACCAAGCCUGCCUCAAACCUGACUCGCUCUAAUUCCGAAUCAGUGUCCAACCUAUCAGAGGCAGGCUCAGUGAAGAAAGGAGAACGGGAGCUGAAGAUGGGCGACCGCGUCCUGGUUGGUGGUACGAAAGCUGGUGUAGUGCGCUUCUUGGGUGAAACAGAUUUUGCCAAAGGCGAGUGGUGUGGAGUCGAGCUGGAUGAGCCUUUAGGGAAGAACGAUGGUGCAGUAGCUGGAACCAGGUACUUCCAGUGUCAGCCCAAGUAUGGCCUUUUCGCUCCAGUGCACAAGGUGACGCGCAUCGGCUUCCCUUCCACUACUCCGGCUAAGGCAAAGGCCACAGCGCGCAAGGCGACUACACCAGCAGGUUUGAAACGCAGCCCGAGCUCCUCCUCGAUCAGCUCCAUGAGUUCCGUCGCCUCAUCUGUGAGCGGCAAGCCCAGCCGCACUGGUCUGCUGACCGAAACGUCAUCUCGGUACACACGAAAGAUUUCGGGCACCACUGCCCUGCAGGAGGCUCUGAAGGAGAAGCAGCAGCACAUUGAGCAACUCCUCGCCGAGCGUGACCUGGAGCGGGCGGAGGUUGCUAAAGCCACCAGCCAAGUAGGAGAAGUGGAGAUGGAGCUCUCCAUUCUCAGAGAAGGUCAAGAACAGUAUGUGACAGAGAUGGAGGCUAAAAUGGAUCAGCUACGUGUCCUGGUGGAGGCUGCAGACAGGGACAAAGUGGAGCUUUUGAAUCAGCUAGAGGAAGAGAGGAGAAGAGUGGAGGACCUUCAGUUUCGUGUGGAAGAAGCUUGUAUUACCAAAGGAGACUUGGAGACGCAGACCAGACGGGAGCAUGCCCUCCUUAAGGAACUCGAGCAAAGUCUGCUCUUUGAAAAGACCAAAGCUGAGAAACUCCAGAGGGAGUUAGAAGACUCUAGGGUUGCUACAGUCUCUGAGAAGUCUCGCAUCCUUGAACUGGAAAGGGACCUUGCUUUGAGAGACAAAGAAGUGGCUGCCCUACGGCAACACUUGGAGUCUGGCCCUGGACAAGCAACUGCUACUGGGGACCCAGCAGCUCCAGUCCUCCAGGAAGAGCUCAGUUUGCUUCGUACCCAACUGUCCUCCCAAGCUGCUAGCCAUGAAAUAGCACUAACUUCCCUGCAUACAAAGCUGGAAGCAGAAACAAAAGCACACUCUGAGGCUUUGGCUCAACUCCAGGCUACUUCGGCACGUUUGUCAAACGAUAACGAGCAGCUUCGUGCCCGAUUGGCCGAGGCAGAAAAGGAGAACGUAGAUGUCAUUGAGCUAUGGCGUGACAAGCUAGCUUCAGCCGUCACUUCUCAUCAGCAAGCCAUGGAGGAGCUUGAGGCCUCCUCAGGUAAAGGGACCGGAAACUCCCAGGCUGCCGAACUUAACUUGCGAGAAACUUUGGAAAGGCUAAAGUUGGAGCACAAAUUACAGCUAGAGGAAUGUCUAGCCAAACACACUGCUGAAGCUAAGAGGUGGGCACAAGAUGUGGAAGAUCUCCGAAAACAGCUGCAAGCCGUGACUGAAGAGAAGGAGGGUCUGGUGGAAUCUCUCCGCACUAACCUGGAGAGUGCGGAGGAUCAGCAUCUGGUCGAGUUGGAGGAAGCUUUGGGUAAACUGCACAAUGCUGAGAUUAGGGUGAAAGAGCUAGAAGAGGACAACUCUAAACUGCAACACCAGGUGGAGGAGAAAGCUCAGGAGGUCCAGGACCAAAACGCCGUCAUCCAGAAACUUCACUCUAACCAGAGCCAAGGUGACCAGGAGGUUCAAAAUCUGUUAGCUCGAGCUGAGGAAGCGGAGGACAAGGCUCGCGUGCAAGAAGGAAAGGUUACUGAGGUGACCUCCAUGCUGGACAGUAAGCAGAAGGAGCUGAAUGAACUGCAACAGAACCUGGCCUCACUGCAGCAAACUAAGAGCUCGUUGGAGCAAGAACUUUCUGACUUGAAACAAAAAUUUACAGCAUCCUUAGAUGAACAGGCAGCGUCGUCACAAACUGUCCAGAAGUUACAGGAGAUGCUCAGUAAAAAGGAGGAACAAUGCGCAUCUCUUUCCAGCGAGACCGAAAAGCUAAAGAUUCAGCUGUCUGGUUUGGAGGCAAAGUUGAAAUCGGGUGAAGAGAAGCUCGAGCAGCUAACCAAAGAUAAAGCUAAGCUGGAGGACAACAUCAGCGAGCUGAUAGAGUCGUCUGGGGAUAACUCGACUCAGCUCACCAAGAUGAACGAAGAUCUCACUCAGAAAGAGAGGAGACUUGAAGAGCUUCAGAAUCAGCUUUCUGAGCAGAAGGAGCUGCUUGCUCGGUCUGAGGAGAGCAGGAGUCAGGAGCAGACUCGAGCAAAGCAGGAGAUGAAGGACAGCAGCGUGAGACACCAGGAAGAAGUUUCCAACCUACAGGAGAAGAUCAAACAGCUGGAGAAGAAUGUUGAGGAGAAGGUCCAUGAAGCCCAGGUCUCUGGAGAGAAAGCACUUGCCAGUGCCUUACAGAACCAUGCGAAGGAGCUACAGGAGCUACAGGGUCAGGUCGAAACGGCACAAAAGCAGCUCUGCCUCUCUGAGGAGAAGUGCCAAAAACUUAAAGAAGAUGUAGACGAGUUGGUGCCCUUUAAAGAAAAGGCUCAGUCUCUCACUGCUGAAUUGGCUUGUUCCAUGCAAAGGGCUGAGAAGCUUGCUUCUGAGGUUGGUGAUCUAAUGCUGUUGUCUGAACGUCUGUCUAAGGAGAGGGAUGAUGCUCAUGCUCAGAGGGAAAAUGUGGAAAAGCAAAUUUUAGAAUAUCACACACAGAUCUCUAGUCUGGAGGAGGUUCAGAAGACUCUUACAUCGAUGAAUGAUGAGAUAAAAGCAUCAACUGAACAAUUGACAAAUGAAAUUGAGGAACUACGUUCCAACAAUCAGCAACUACAUGAAGAAAAGUCAUCUCUCACCAACGAGAAAGAGCAACUUUCCAAAGAUGUGCAGAAUUUAAUACUAAUCCAGGAAGAAAUGAAAGCUGAGAAUGCAAGCCUGAAAGAGACUAAAGCACAAAACAUUAUUCAAGUAGAAGAUCUUGAAAAGCAUAAAGCGGAGCAACAAGAAGUCAUACUGAAAUAUCAGCAGGAGCUUCAGGAUCAUGAGAGAAAUAGUGCAGAGCUAACCCAAAAACACACCAAGGCAUGUGAAGAUAGGGAUAAAUUUCAGGAGGAGCUUAGAUCCUGCCAGGAGGAGUUGAAGUCCUCUCGAUUGCUGAACGCGAAAAAUGAAGAGCUUCAAUCAAAGCUGCAGGCUGAGAAAGAGGAGCUCUCUGCUAAAAAUGCUAAGUUGCAGGCAGAAACCGAACUUCUCCGUAACACGAAUGAAAAGGUGGGAUCAGAUCUCAAAACCGCCAUUUCAGAUAAAGAGUCUCUUGCAGCCGAAAAAUCAGAGCUUCAAAAUCAACUCGAUACCAUGAAGACAACAGUGGAGCAGUUCAGCAGGGACAAUGCUGAACUCCAGGCCUCAAAGGACAGCUUUGCCAGAAUGCUUGAGGAAAUCAAGACUAGCAGGGAGGUCACAGAUUCUGAGAGGCUUUUACUCACGGAGGAGAAGGAAAAACUCCUUGAAAUCCAGAGGAAAAUGUCCUCUGAAAAACAGGAGCUGACUAAACAAAUAGAAGUGUUGGUUGAAAAGUUGCAUCUCAGUAAAGAAGAAGCCAAAGCUGCCAACGAGAAGAUUCAGCUCGAUGCUGCAGCUUUUGCUCAGGAGAAGCAAAUGAUUAAUGCGAAGCUCUCUGAGGCUGAGAAGAAUCUUCGAGCCCUUGAAGAAGAAAAAAUCAGCUUAAAAUCUGCUCUUGAAAAACAAAAUAAUGAGCAGCAGCAUUUGGAACAAGAACUGAGCAGCUUGAAGGAGAAGUAUGAAAAGGAGAUAUCAGAAAAGACUUCUGUGUUAGCAGAGAAAAAGCAAUCGGAAGCUGACUUAUUAAGGGAGAAGACCAGUCUGAAAUCAGAGCUGGAACAAAUGAAGCAGAUAAACGAGGAGAUAGUUUCAGAGAAGAUGAAACUGAGGCAAGAUAAUGAUGACUUGCAGACACUUUUGCAGAAAAAGAGCUCUGAUGUAGAAGCUCUAGAGAAGUCCAGUGUCAGCUUAACUGAACAAAACCAAACAUUACAGCUCAACUUGGAUAACAUGAAGGAAGAAUAUGCACAAAAUACUGCUGCUUUGGAAAAGGAGAAGAUUACCCUAAACAAUGUGAUAGAGGAGCUUAGGAAGACAAACAGUGAUCUUCUCCAGAAAGCUGAACAUCUCUCAGAUCAGAACCGAUCACUCUCUGAGGCCAAGAACACCUUGGAAGCUCAUCAGCAAGCUCUAGAAAUGGACAAGAAUGAAUUCUCUGUUGUUAAAGAAACCCUUUCUAAAAAAGUCGAGGAACUAUUGAAUAAGGUUAUCUUUUCUGAAAAAGAGAACGCCAGCCUUUUGGAGGUCAAGUCGAAGCUUGAUAGUGAAAUUGUGGCUAUCAGGAUGGAAAAAGAGAAGGCAGAAACGGAGCAACAAUUGCUUAGCACCAAAGUAGAUCACUUAUGGAACUCUUUAAAUGACAUGUGCUCGGCGAAAAUAAUUAAUUUGCCAAACCUUAACCAGACUUCAGGUUCCAGUUUUCAAAAAGUUGAAGAGAUAUUCAUUGCACUUCAAAAAUUCAGUGAAGAGAAAACCUCACUUGCCAAAGAAAUUGAGAUUUUAAAGACCCAACAGAAGAGGAGUGAUGAAGACAGAUCAGACAUGGCUGCUGCAAAAGAGGUUCUCGCUUCCAAAGUUGCUGAACUGGAGAACACUAACACAUGCCUUGUAAAUGAGAAGACUGACUUCCUGGAGUCCCGCACAUCUCUGGAACAGGAACUGCUGUCUCUUCGUCAGUGCCUGGAAACUGGUGACAAGAAGUGCUCUGAAUAUCAGAUUAAAAUGGAAGAACUGAAGAAAUCGCAGGUCGAGUUGGAGGAAAAGUUACAAAGCCUUCAUAACGACAAGGUUAAGCUGGAGGAGCAACAGCAAGCUACGGAAAAGCAGGUGACUCUUUUGACCAAAGACAAGGAUGAGAUGCUCUCUAGGCUGGCUGUGGUGCAAGCUGAGAGGGACGGUCUGCAGGCGGAAAAGGAGGAGGCCAACGUUAUGGUGACUCGGCUCGAGGCAAAAAACAAAAGUACUCUUGCAAAGCAGCUUGAGGCUGCCGAGAGUGCUGGGCAUACAGCACAGGCCCUGGAAAAACUUAGCCAGGAAAAGCUUGCUUUGCAAAAGGAAAAACUAGCAGCAGAGGCUCUUGUCCAGGAGUUUAAAAAUGCCAAAGAAGACAUGCAGAGUCAGCUGGACAGUCUGUCAAAACAAAACGCACAAUACCAACAGGAGCUGACCAAAUCCAAAGAGGAGCUGAGCUCCGAGAAGGAGAGGGUCAGCAGUCUUUGCACAGAAAUUGAGGAGCUGAAAAAAUCGACAUCUGAAAAUGGCCAGGCUUUGGAAGCUUUGAAACAGGAAAAGGCCAAUCUGUCUGAAGAGCUGUCCAGCAGCCAGAAGGACAAAGACAGCCAGAAAAAACUCAAGGAGCAGUUGGCACGCCUUAGUAGUCAGGUGAAGGACAUGGAAAAGAGGGAGCUCGCCCUGAAGAACGAAUCAGACAUGGAGAAAUCUGCUUUACAACAAUCUAUCCAGAAAAACAGUGCCUUGAUCUUAGAGAAGAACAGAGAAUUGGAAACGCUGAAGAAGGAGGUAUCAGUGCUGCGUAGUACGAGUGCCACUGCAAACACUCUCCAGAGCUCUGUGAAAUCUCUGGAGAGUGAUAAAGCUCAGCUGCAGGAGCGAGUGCGCAGUCUGGAGAAGAGCUUAACAGCAGCUCAGGCUUCCAGUCCUGUAGUUCAAGCAUCCAGUCCUGCAGUUCAGGCCUCCAGUCCUGCAGACAUCCCCACAGCAGGGUCUUCUGCUCUGGAUGAGAUGAGAGAGGCAAUGGAAACAGCCGAGAGUCAGGUUGAAUUCUUGAACUCUGUCAUCGCGGAACUGCAGCGCAAGAACGUGGACCUGAAAUUGAAGCUGGAGAAGAUGGCAGAGGCAGCACUUAAUGGGAACACAGCCAGUGAGAUGGACAACCAUGAAAGCUUGUCCGAGUCUAAAGCCAAAAAGAAACCACCACCGCGGCUCUUCUGCGAUAUCUGUGACUGUUUUGAUCUCCAUGACACUGAGGACUGUCCCACACAGGAGCAGCUGCCCGAUUCUCCUCCUCAUACUACCUACCACGGCAGUGCGAGUGAAGAGAGGCCGUACUGCGACAUCUGUGAGGUGUUUGGCCACUGGACCGAUUCGUGCAACGAUGACCAGACCUUCUAAGCUUGCAAUACACUUUUUGCAAUACCGCACACGCCUUCAACAACACAACAAGUGUGGAAAUGUCCAUCUGUAGUGUGUGUGUGUGUGUGUGUGUGUGUGUGCGUCUGUGUGCGCAUGUGUGCAUUCACUCAGUUGCCAUGCCACUUACACUCAGUCCUCCGGUUUAAAAAGACAAACAAACAAACAAAAAGAAACCAAUUGUGCAUCUUGUAUUUAAUUGCUUUAAGUUGUAUUCAUUUAUGAAAAAAAUAUUGAAUUCUUAAAGAGACUGUUAAAAGAAAGAUUUUCAUCUUGUUUUUUUUUUAAAUCUGUGUGUUGAUUUUGUAAUGUGGGUGAUGGAGAAUCUUAGCUUACAGUCACCAUUAAUUUUCGGACCUGUUCCAAUCACCGCAGCAUCGUUGUCCUGAGUGUUUGAAAGGAAAGGGCGCUACAAUGCUAAUGCACUUUACUCCAACAUCCUCUUCCCUGAUUUUCAGCUUGAUGAAGAACAAGAUGGUUUCGUAAACAGAAUGUACUUCAAGGUUAUAUUGAUGCUGUUACUUUUUAGUGUUUUUUGGGAAUAUUAUACAUCUGUACAAAAGGAAAUAAAUAUUGUUUAAAUCCU
Molecule: messenger RNA, 7799 nt
Organism: Hemibagrus wyckioides
Lineage: Eukaryota; Metazoa; Chordata; Actinopteri; Siluriformes; Bagridae
Gene: clip1a
Product: CAP-GLY domain containing linker protein 1a
Exons: 26
Coding region: 302-7195 (2297 amino acids)
Biological process (GO): cytoplasmic microtubule organization; positive regulation of microtubule polymerization
Cellular component (GO): microtubule plus-end; cytoplasm; nucleus
Molecular function (GO): microtubule plus-end binding
Source: RefSeq, a predicted model, not a curated record